Messenger RNA from Chilo suppressalis (striped riceborer), 2526 nucleotides. The record is from the annotation of a GenBank genome assembly. NCBI's taxonomy places the organism in Eukaryota, Metazoa, Arthropoda, Insecta, Lepidoptera, Crambidae.
AUGGCAAAGGGAAAAUCUCGUGAAGAAGACCUGGAAAGAAAAAGGGUGGCGCGGCGGGAAAGAUAUAAAAAAUUAAAAGCCAACCCAGAGAGAUAUUCUAUUGAACAGCAAAAAAAGAGAGAAGCCUAUUUAAAACGAAAAAUUCAAAAUAAAGUAAAGAGCAUAAAAGAUAUGUCCCCACGGGAACAAAAAGUCCAAAGGAGGCGAUGGAAAGAAAGUUCUAAACGAUACUUAGAAAAAAAAAUCAAGGAGCGACAAAUAAAUGAAAUUAAUAUUGACGAUUCUCCAGCCGCCGAAAAUAGUAAAGGAACGGUUGAUUCUUUGAGUGAUCCUCUUAAGGAAUGUACAAUAAAAACAGAUAAUAAAAAGGGAACCCAGUAUUAUAAAAACAAGAUUAAAUUAUUAAAGCUUAAACAUUUAAAAGAAAAAAAAGAAUUGUCAUUUUUAAUCAAAAAAUAUAAAAAUAGGUGUGGAAUUUUAAAUAGAGUAAAUAAAAUACUGAGCCAGAAACUAAAAAAUAAAAAAGAUAAUAUUAACGAUGAUAAUCAUCUUGAACUCCCCGCUCCAUCACCCCAUUCUGAUUGUGAUAAAGAAGCUGUACAGGCUAAAACGAAAAAUAUAAUUAAAACAAAAGAGAAAAAUAAUUUAGACCUUCGUAAAAAGUGUUUAAAUGACAGGUUUCUGAAAGAAAUAAAUAAAAGCGGGGGUGAUAUUCAAAAAUUAGUUAAAGAAUAUUAUGAAGAUGAUAUCAAUAGUCGUAUUGGCGCAGGAAAGAAACAAUGUGUGAAAAAGUAUGGAAUUCAGAAACAGAAACGGUAUAUGUUGGACUCGAUUAAAAAUCUGCACAAAAAGUUUCUCGAAGAAAAUCCUCUAAUAAAAAUCAGUUACGUAACUUUCUCAAGACUUCGACCAUUUUGGGUAUAUCUGCCUAGAGAUGAUAGAGACACGUGUGCUUGCACUACUCAUACUAACAUAGACCUAAUUAUUCAUGCUUUAAGGAAAAAUAAAAUUAUUGAUCUAAGAAAUUAUCAAGAAAUGCUAGGAGUCCUGUGCUGCACCAAAUUUUCUGCUAAGUGUGUUGCUCGCGAAUGUGAUGUCUGCAAAAAUGAAUCGAUAGCUUACAAAGAAUUUGAUAACCAGGAAGAAAUAGAAUAUUAUGAAUGGGUCCGAGAUAAAAAGAAAGUCGGGGCCAAAGAUAUCAACGUUGUCAAGAAAGUUUCUCAAAAAAUAAAUCCUAGAAAUCUUAUACAAAAAUUAGAAUCAUCAUUGCCGAAGUUUUUUGUUCAUACAGGGAAUAUACUCAAUCAAUACCAAGCUAUAACAAUGAUAAAACAGUCUCUGAGCCCUAAUGAAACUUUACUACAUAUGGACUUCUCCGAAAAUUAUUGUUAUAAAUUCGCUAAAGAAAUACAAAGCUUACACUUCGGAGGCAGCCGAGGACAAGUUUCUCUUCAUACGGUAGUGGCCUACCUUAAGGAAGGAAGAGACAAUGCUCACUAUUCUUUCUGUACCGUAAGCGAGUGUACGCGACAUGAUGCACCAGCAGUAUGGGCCCACUUAGAGAAUGCUUUAAAAUUUGUAUUUGAAAAGUGUUCAUCCGUUACCACCGUUCAUAUUCUCACAGACAGUCCAACCAGUCAGUACAGGAAUAAACAAAUAUUUUACAUUAUUACUCAACUUCAUAAUACUUUUCCAUCUCUUAAAUGUGUAACAUGGAAUUUUCAAGAAAGCGGCCACGGAAAAGGAGCACCUGAUGGCAUUGGUGCGGUAGUAAAAAGGUCGGCAGAUUAUCAGGUAAAAUGUGGAAAUGACGUUGGUGACUUUACAAAGUUUCUUGCCGUCGUAAAAGAAAACGUUAAAAACGUUGAAAUAAGAGUAGUCAACGAAGCUGACAUUAUAGAAAAAGAAAUUAUGUUGCCUAAGGAUAUUUCGCCAUUUAAAGGAACCAUGUCGGUACAUCAGGUACUCUGGAAUAUUCAUUCUGACUUCCUUGAAUUCAGAAAAUUAAGCUGCUUUUUGUGUAUUGAAGAAAUCUGCCACCAUGACAAUAAACAUAUGCAAUUGCAUAAGAUUUAUAAGAGUGCAAUCGCAUCAUCUGUCGAAAAUGUAAAAAUUGUUCCAGCCAGCAAGCAAAUUCAUGUUUUAGAGGACAUAACCCUGCAAUUCAACGAGUCUCCUAAGCCAUCUACAUCUGGGCUACGCCAAAUUCGUAAAAACCAAAACGUUGUUACACUUGCAAAAUACAAAUGCUCGUAUUCAUCACACAAACAUCUGCCCCCACCGGAAUUCGAAACCGGGACCUGUCGAGUCGGCCACACCAUGAAACCAGGCGUACAAACCUAUUGGUCGAGUGAUCACGGAGGUCGUCAUAACAUAAAAAAGUCUAUAUUUGAAUAUGAAAGUCAUGAGAAUACUCAGGAAUUUCGUAAAUUCUCCGCACCAAAAUCUGGGGCCGUGAACAUCACAAAAAAUUGCCAUAUCAACCCAGCCGCUCUGAAGAAUGCACGAAGUACCAACAAACGAUAA